Molecule: messenger RNA, 4699 nt
Organism: Melitaea cinxia (Glanville fritillary)
Lineage: Eukaryota; Metazoa; Arthropoda; Insecta; Lepidoptera; Nymphalidae
Product: putative mediator of RNA polymerase II transcription subunit 26
Exons: 9
Coding region: 13-4374 (1453 amino acids)
Source: RefSeq, a predicted model, not a curated record
UUAUUCUUAAUAAUGGCUAUACCACCGUUUCCAUCGCAAGAUUUGGCUAAACUCGUUCUUGGGUACCUUGCCGAAGAACAGUUGAUGACCGCUUAUGAUGAGUUUUUGCAGGCUAGCCCGUAUUUAGAUGCCCAUAGAAAUGAAUAUGACAGAAUCCUUAUGACAUCAUUAAAGAAUAUUCUAGCCGAAUAUAGAGCAGUUAAAAUUUAUGUGGAAACAUGUAAGCCAUUCUUGUUGCGAAAAAAAUUAUUUCAAUGUUCCAAUUUGUUGGAGAUCGUCAAGAUCCUUAUCAGUUACGUAGAUGUAAAUAGGCUCUAUGCGCAUGAAACAAGUACAGAAAAGAUAAGCUUCAAACCAACCACAAGGUGCAUCUGUGAAGUAUGCAAUUCUUUAAGUCUAGAAACCUGUAUGUGCAAGGCUAAGUCCCUUAAAUCAGUAUCAACUAUACAUCCUGCUAGUCAAAUAGAGGCCUCUACUUUGGAUAGUUCGAUAGAAGCAACAUCACUUUCAGAUUUGCCUGGUAAUUCAGUAACAAAAAGCUAUUUAGAAAAACCCAAGGAUUUGAUUGUAGAGACGACACUGUCAAGUACUAGUAGUGUUUCCCAAAAGGAUGAGUGCACUAAUUUGAAAAGUUGGAAUGUAUUAAGUAGUACAAACAACAACAAUGAACAGCAAUUGUCGACUGCCAUAUCACAAAAUUCAAAUAAUUUUAAUGAUACUAGUCAGGAUAUUAUCAACAGAUCUGAUGAAUCGAGACAGAAGAUAGAAGAGUUCAAUAAUGUAUUGAGUUUAGUUUGUAGCAAUAGAAACCGUUCACUACCACCAGGAGGUAGUAAUUCUAAUUCCCAAGACUGUGUAAAUAAGCUUAUUUGCAAUGCUGGCACUUUUCAAGAAUUUGCAACUGGAGUUAGUGGGAGUAGUGAUAAAGAAAAAGCAAUUGUUCCUGAUUCGAGUACUUCGGAAAUCUACGUCAAAGAGAAUAAAAGAGAAAACACAAUAAGUACAAACCCAGUAACAAACAUUAAAGGGCCACCUAAAUCCCAGUACUUGUUAAAAGCUGGAACGUCAAGGACUCUAAACAUUCAAGCAAAUAAUAGUAAUGAACAAUCUUAUACAUCAAAAGUUGAUUUUGUAAAAAUCAAAAGUAAAAAAUUAGAAGACCCAAAAGUGAAAAUACUGUCGGAUGUCAAAGUAGAUAAAAGCUUUAAAAGCAAUAAUAAUAUAACAACUCAUCAAAAGCCUCUAACAUCGACUCCUUUGUUUCAAAUGCAAACAAUUGUAAUAAAUGGAACUCCAGCUUAUAAACAAAAUCCAGAAACUGGUACAUGCUUAAACUAUACCAGAGACGAAAUUAUGGCAAUGCCUACCAUUAUUCUUGUUCCUGCUCCUGGUGCUUCACAGAAUACAAAAGGACCUUCGAUUCAAACUUCAACAUCCCAAUGUUUGAAUACUGUUACAACUACUGCUUCUACAACACGAACUUUAGGUCCACUUUUGAUAGAUAUUUCAUCUGAUACGCCUGCACCUAUACCAAUUUCUGCGCCUGUACCAAGUUCUGCGACAUUAGAUGAAAAAGCAUCAAAAGACGUCCCUAAAGCGACGUCUGAAAAUAGUUCAGUUCAGACCAUUGAUAUCACACAUAGUUCUGUCCCAAAGGACACAAAUCUUACAGUUUCAAACAAGACUAGUACACCUCAAAUCUUACCGCCUGCUAGAAAGUCCUCGUCCACGCCUCGGAGAACAUCACAUAUUAGAGUUUUAGAUUUUACAACACCGAGAAGAAUACUACAUGAAACUAUUAAUACCAAUGAACAAGAGCCAAAUAAUGUUGUGCCUUCGAAUAUAAUAAGUAAUGAAAAUACUGAAUUUCCUCGUCAAGACACAUUCACAAAUGUCAAAACUUCAACAAUUCAAAAAGCUGAUGCAAAUAGUUCAAUUAUGAAUAUGUCAACAAAAGAAAAUAGCAUAAAAAUAAAGAAAAAUAAUUGGGAUGCCGAAUUACGAGCUCUUGCCAUACGAAACGAUGAUAGUCAAGAUUUUACACCAAAAUCUAAUCCAGUUAAUGUAAAAAAAAGGGUUUCACAAAAAUAUGAGAGUAUUCAGGAGAUUAAUGAGUCGCAUAAAUCUAAGAGUAUGAAAAAGAAAUUAUCACCUAAAAAGAAAAAAUCGAAAAAAAAGGUUAGUUCGAUAGAAGUUAUGGAAGAAACGCCCGUUGAAAAAGGUCCUGAAUCUUCAAAUAAUAAAACUCCUGAAUGUACCAUAAAGCCAACUGUUAAUAUAAUAAAAGAUUCAGAUUGGAAUACUAUGGAAUCUAAACACAAAUACAAUCAAGAAAUUCAUCCAAAAAAUAUUCAACAAGAUGUAGGAAAAUUAAACUACAGCGACGAAGCAGUUGAUACGCCCGAAAACGAAAGGUUUUUAUUACAAAAUGAAAUUGGGGCAAGACUUAACAUAUCUGAUCUCUUAGAGACUCCGUAUAAACAAGUGUUAUAUGAUAUUCAAAUGGAAACUCCUAAAUUCUUAGGUCCUGAUAUACCCGGUGAACCAAUUUCAGAUAUUAAAAUCAUGAACAUACCUACACCUCGAUUUCUAGCUACUCCUAAACCAUUACAAGCGACUCCAUCGUCUUAUUCAUCUCGACCUACCGAUUAUUCUAGUGGAGGCUCUUAUUAUAAACCGGACGAUCACGACUUUAUUCCAGCACCGGAAGUAUUGGAGUGUGCCGUUACUGUGAUAGAAGAACCGCUUAAGGAUCUAAAAGAAACACGAAAAGUAACAACUAAAGUAACAAAGAGUGACACUAAAGAUAAAUCUCAUAAAACUAGUCGACCGCAGAGAAAGUGCACAAAAAACGUAUCUUAUAGAAGUCAAAAUGUUACGGCCAGGUCUAAAGAGAUUGAUAGUCCAGAAAUAGCUUCAGUUUCUAGUGAUACAAGCAAUGUGAGCUCACGGGAAAAGAAACCAUCUGAAACAAAAAGCAAAGUAAAUUCAAAAAACAAAAAGGAUAAAAAUAAAGUCGCUAGUACACAAAAGUCUCCAUUGAAAAAGGAAACUCCAAAGAAAUGUAUUAGAAUCAGACCAUUUAAGAAAACUCCAAUUAAGGGAGCACCAAGUAAAGUAAGGAAAAGUACUUCAGAUUUACAGACGCAAUCAUCAAAGUCAAUUUCAAAAAAGAGGACAUCUAGUAAGGAAAAGGGUGCAGUAAUACAGCCAGUCAUUAAUGCUUUCCCAACAAAAUCUCGUAGAAAAUCGUCUACACCUAGAAAACUCCAAUGUACUAAACCUUUUUCUUCUGACAGUGUUAAUCGAAAUUCAUCAGAUUUGUCCAAAAACGUGUCAGUUACAGGAACUGCUAUUUCAUUUUGUCCCCAGGAUUCUGACAAUGAACAACAACCUUUGAGAUGGUCUGACGAUGGUUCUCAAGAUAUGAAAUCAAAGGAAACUGAAUCUAGCGGCGAUGUUGAUGAUAUAAGUAAAAUAAGAGAAUUUAUUGAAACAUCAGAGCCUGAAAAGAUCAAAUCAAAAAAUAACAGUGAAGGAAGUUUGCAUAUUGAUUUAGUGAAACGAGGUUUUGAUGUUGAGACUGCAAGGAUUAUUGAAAGGGACUUGCUUGAUGCGACUCCUAUUCAAGAUACUUUGACAGAGACAAACAAGGAAACAUGUAAAAUUUUUAACUCAAAUAGAAACGAUAUUUCUGAAAAUAUUAAUGAGAAGGUUGAAACAGAUAACAUUGAUUCAAAUAAUUUGCAAAUAGUCCAUGAUGAGAUCGAUGAAAAUGACGAUGAUAUAGAACUUUCAGUUUAUGAAUGUACUGAGGAGAGUGAGAAUUUUAUUACUUGUGAAUUUGACGAAUCAAAGUUUGUACCCAAAAGUGAUACUUCGAAAUUAAAAGAUAAGUUUUGUAUGGAAGUAUGUAUUGAUGAUGGAGUAUCGAUAAGACUUAGACCGACGCCGUUUCAAAGUCUCUUAGAAGAUGAUUCAACUGAAUUACAUAAAGAAUAUAAUUCGAUUGAAACAGAAGCAGCAGUGAUUUCAAUUUCAAAUAUAGAUAAACUAUACACGCCAAUAAAAGAUCGAAGGGCUGAGUGUUAUGAAAUAUUUGAUUCAACAUUGACUAGCAUCGAUACACCAUUGAAAGCAGAAAAUUCAAAAGAAACUGUCUAUGAAACAACUGUAACAGACAUAAUCUUAGAAGUAGAAAAUAUAGAUACGAAAGAUAAAUCAGAAACAAAAAAGAGAAAGAGGGCACAGAGUGGAACGUCGGACGAGUCACUAAGUAAGAAAACAAAACCAGACACUCACUAUUUACUUAAUUCUGCCAAUAUACAAAAUAUUGAUAUUGAGUCAGUAUUAAGUAAGUUGCAUGGACCUUAACAGACUGAAACUAUUUUAUCAAUGUAAUUUUAAAUGAAUUAAUUUUACAAGUGCACACAAUUAGAUUUUCAUUCAAUAUUACGUUGAUCAUGUGUAUUGUGUAAAUAGAUUCAUCGUCAUAAUCAUAAGUGAAUAUUGUUGUGGUAUGUUUCUUAUUUGAAAUAAUAUGAGUGUUAAUCAGUGUUUGUUAAAUGUGUAAGACACAAUUUUAUUGAACUUUCUUUUUAUAAUCAUUACCAGGUAAUACAGAUCGAUAACAUGUAAAUAAUGUCAUGCUGUGAAAAUGUGGUAGCCACUUCACCAAUAAAAAUAAUUUUAAGUUAAA